AUGGAUGAUAAUGGAUCCUCUGACUUGUUCAUUAUCAGGUUCAUUGUCGCGGGCUUGGUCCUGGUCCUGGUCCUGCGCCUGUACCUGAAUCGGUACUUGAUCCUUUAUACUGCAUCAAGGAGGGGUUAUCACAUUUUCGUAGAAAUUCUCUAUAUAUGUGGUCUAUCGAUUGAGGUUAAAUUUGGUUAUGGGCAAUCUCCCCUUUGGACUGCAUCAUGGAAUGGACAUGAGAGUGUAGUGAAACUCCUCCUAGACAGAGGAGCACAAAUAGAGAGUAAAUCAGUUAAUGGGCUUUCUUCCCUUUGGGCUGCAUCAUAUAAUGGACAUGAGAGUGUUGUGAGACUCCUCCUAGACAGAGGAGCACUAAUAGAGAGUAAAUCAGAUAAAGGGAGUUCUCCCCUUUGGAUUGCAUCACAGAAUGGACAUGAGAGUGUUGUGAAACUCCUCCUAGACAGAGGAGCAUUAAUAGAGAGUAAAUCAGAUAAGGGGCGUUCGCCCCUUUGGACUGCAUCAUAUAAUGGACAUGAGAGUGUUGUGAGACUACUCCUAGACAGAGGAGCACUAAUAGAGAGUAAAUCAGAUAAAGUGAGUUCUCCCCUUUGGAUUGCAUCACAGAAUGGACAUGAGAGUGUUGUGAAACUCCUCCUAGACAGAGGAGCACUAAUAGAGAGUAAAUCAGAUAAUGGGCGUUCUCCCCUUUGGACUGCAUCAUGUAAUGGACAUGAGAGUGUUGUGAAACUCCUCCUAGACAGAGGAGCACUAAUAGAGAGUAAAUCAGAUAAAGGGACUUCUCCCCUUUGGAUUGCAUCACAGAAUGGACAUGAGAGUGUUGUGAAACUCCUUCUAGACAGAGGAGCACUAAUAGAGAGUAAAUCAGAUAAAGGGACUUCUCCCCUUUGGAUUGCAUCAUAUAAUGGACAUGAGAGUGUUGUGAGACUCCUCCUAGACAGAGGAGCACUGAUAGAGAGUAAAUCAGAUGAAGGGAGUUCUCCCCUUUGGAUUGCAUCAGAGAAUGGACAUGGGAGUGUUGUGAAACUUCUUUUAGAAAGAGGUGAAAUGACCGAGGCAAGUGUUCUGAGCAGCCACAGCCCACUCCACACAACUAUAGAUUGUGAAAACUCGAUGGAGACAUUGCACCAACAGAAAGCUGACAUAGAGAGUAAAGAUAAUAACAAGGGGAAAUCUCCGUUAAACCAAGCGGCAACAGUAGGUCAAACAGAAAUUGUCCAGAUUCUACUUGAACAUGGCGCAGACAUCGCGAGUAAGGAUAAUGAUGGAUUUUCUUCUCGGGACAACUGUGUGAUACACGGACAGAUUAAUGUCAUUGAAUACUUUUUGAAAAAUAUCACUGAUGAAGCCGACCUUAAGAAAACCAUUGAAAGAUGGUUACUGCUGGCAGUGAGAUAUGGACAGAAAGAGGUUGUAAUUUUUCUAGAGAAAAUGAACAAAACACCAGGUUUAGACUUUGUAGGUCAUAACGGACAGUCUCCUUUAGCCACAGCUAUCUCACAUAGUCAUUUUGAAUGUGUCCGAAUGCUCCACUCAUUGGGUGCAACAUUGUCUUUCCUCAGCAAUGUCGAACUUGCACAAUGUUUAUCUCAAAGUGGAUCUAUUGAUAUUUACAAGUAUCUCUUGAUUACUGGAUUAAACCAACAUGCAGAGGAUUUGAGGGAUCACCACAAUCUUUCUUUUAGUGAAGACAUUAACUGGGACAUCUUCAGAAUGGCCCUUUCACCGCAUGAAGUAGAAGAGAGGAAAAGAAUUUCCACUUCCAGUUUGAUCAAAUUCCCAGGUUUGGGUUCGGUCCAGAGCCUAAAUCAGGAUAAACUGAAUGAGCUGAACGUAACCAUUGACACCAAAAUUAGGGCGAUCCUUCAACACAACCAAUGGAUUGUGACACUCACUGGAGGUUCAGCCGAAUUAACCAAGGUGGGAUUCCCUGAUGAAUUUGACUUCACAGUCAAGCUCACAAGUGAUAUUCACAUAACUGACAUUACAGAUGUUUGCCAUGGUUACAGAAGGUGCGACAUCAAUAAUCAUGAAUUAAAUAGCAGUAAGUUGGUGCAUUCUCUUCUUUGGUCUUACAUUGAUUCAAGUGAUGACAUGAUCGUUUCAACCCCUUCAGCUGUUGCUGGUGGUGGCAGUGCAAGCACGGUCAUCCAAUUGAGAUGGAAGGAGGACGAACAGCGCAGUCUGGUGGUGUCGAUAGACCUUGUACCCGUGCUUCCAGUAAAUGACUGGCCGGAUGAUGCCAUUCAGAAAACCUGGAUGAUGGGAUAUGAUGACCUCAAGAAACAGGGCUACCAGUUGGUUGUAAGACCUCCACACAAGGACAGCUCAUUCGGGAAGACUUUCAAAGAAGCUGAACGUGAGAAACUCUACCGUGUCACAUUUUCUCAGCUUGAGGUCGCGCACAUCAAGGACUUACAACCCAGGGUAAAGAAUGCCUACAUCUUGGCAAAAUGUCUCAGGGAUCCGGUCGUUUGUCAAGUUGUCGUGAAAGAUGACGGCAUGUUACAUUUUGUCGACAAAUUCCUCACAAGUUAUCUUCUGAAAACUGUCUUUAUGCACAAUGUGAAAGACUUCCUUGACCAUGAGCGCCCCCUGGUCGAGAUGGCCUACAUACUGUACUCUCAGCUGGAGUACUAUCUCUCACGUGGAUCCAUCCCAAUAUUCUGGAUGCCCAAGGUCAACCUGCUACAAGGGGUUAACAUUAAUGCAGCUAAAUCUCACAAGGUGGCAGCACAUAUGAAGGCCUUUGUUGGUGGACUUUACAAGGAGGAAUUGAACCAAGAGCCACCAAGAAAUGUGAAUGCAAACCUCGGCAAACCACCAUGUCGCCUGGAUUUGGAUCCGAAUGACGCAACAGCAUUAGAAAUUCUAUCGCUGCCUUUAAAACCAGGACAGUAAGGUUGAAGGAAGUUCGGAGAACUCAAGCAUUCUUAAGAUGGCCCCAAAUAUCAGGAAACGCAAUCUUGAGGGGGGGGGACAUUUGUCCUGAUGCUAGCUCUGUCAGCCAAAUCCUGGAUUAAGUUGUUGGUUAGUUUUUGAUGGUAACAUGCUGCAUGUUUUGAGUAUUGUCCUAAUAAUUGCGCGGUGGAGCCACUGGCAUUGGAGAAGUGAGGAGGCAGAGUCACUAGGUGAAGUAACAAGUUGGACAAAUCUUGUCAGCACUCAGUUGGUGAUUUUCGGCUACGUCACGUUUUUUCAGUCCCCAGUACACUACCUGGGACCUAGUACAAUGCUUGAACUACAUGUAACACAAUGUAUUUUAAUACAAGACCACUCAUUUACGUUGACACGAUGAUUUUUUUUGCCAAUCAUUUCACUUAUGUAUCAUUUAUUCAUCUGUGAAAAUGUCAUGCCUCUAGAAGAAAGGGUUUCAAUUUACUGUAAGAGAAACUCUGUAUGUAAAAGUGUACUGAGAAAUUUCACACCAUGACCUUGGGAGAUGCA
Messenger RNA from Lineus longissimus, 3456 nucleotides. Its product is annotated as ankyrin repeat domain-containing protein 50-like. The record is from RefSeq and is a predicted model, not a curated record. The coding region runs from base 1 to 2910 and encodes 969 amino acids. NCBI's taxonomy places the organism in Eukaryota, Metazoa, Nemertea, Pilidiophora, Heteronemertea, Lineidae. Gene Ontology annotation, molecular function: protein binding. The transcript has a single exon.